Messenger RNA from Drosophila hydei, 575 nucleotides. RefSeq lists its product as uncharacterized. NCBI's taxonomy places the organism in Eukaryota, Metazoa, Arthropoda, Insecta, Diptera, Drosophilidae. The record is from RefSeq and is a predicted model, not a curated record. The coding region runs from base 127 to 462 and encodes 111 amino acids. The transcript has 3 exons.
UAAACUGGUAUCCAUUGGGAAAUCUUUCAGUUAGUACACAUCAAAAUUGAGAGCCUUGUGUAAAAGGCCAAGUAUUUGACUAAAAAAAAACAGAUUUUUGGCUUAGAACAUAAAUAUUAAAAAAAAAUGGCAAACUUAAUACGCAAAAUUCUAAAUCAGACCAAAGAUUUGACGCAAUGGAGAUAUUUGAUCAAGAGCAAUUUUAACUUGGCUAAUGUAAUGGGAACCACUGCAGAUCUUGAGCUGGAGGAACUGCGUUUGGAGCGUACUGAGCUGGAGGCCCGGUCGAAGGUACUUCAUCAGAGGCAGCGAUGCAUCGAGUCCAUGUUGACCGAUCUGACGAGAAGCAUUAAGCAAAUGGAAUUCGACAUUGACCUGAUGCAUAUACAGAAGCCGGCACCAAUGGCGCCCCAGGACACGACUAACUCAGAGCAGCCAGCGAAACGCGAACAGAAAAUAUAGAGCAGCAGAGCGUCUGAGCGUGCAUGAGAGAGCAAAUGAGUCGGUGAUUUUGUUUUCUUUUUUUUUUGUGUUGGCUUAUCAGGGGUAAACUUGGAAGACGCAAAUUGCAAAAA